CAGAUGACGUUCUGGGAAAAGGAACCUAGAGAGUAAUGAGCUGGGGGGUGGGGGAAAGACUAUUUACUUCCUCUCUUCAAGUGAGCUGCCUGCGUCCCGUAAGGGCUCAGUGUAUCUGCGGCGACUUCGCUCUGAUGUGACAGCAUGAGGCGGUUGCUACCCUCAACGGCUCUGCUGCUCCUAGUUUCUGCUGGCACACAAGCUGCAAACCUCAGAAAGGCUGUGGUGGUCCUGGAGCCUCCAUACAAUAGGGUCCUCACGUCGGACAGUGUGACUCUCAAGUGCCAGGGGACCGAUCCCUUUGGGGACAGUUCCACCCAGUGGCUGCACAAUGGGACCCUCAUCUCAAAUCAGACAAGCUACUUCAUCAAAGUCGCCAGGACUGAAAACAGCGGCGAGUACAGGUGCCGGAAGGGACUCUCUGAACUCAGUGACCCCGUGCAGCUCGAAGUCCACGAGGGUUGGCUGUUGCUCUGGACGCUUCGGCAGGUGUUCCAGGAGGGGGAGCCCAUUUGGCUGAGGUGCCACAGCUGGAAGAACAAGCCCGUAUGGAACGUUCAAUAUUUCCAGAAUGGAAAAGGCAAGAAGUUUUCUUAUAAUAAUUCUGACUUCCACAUUCCAGCAGCAACAAGCAAACACAGUGGCUCCUACUUCUGCAGGGGGCUUAUUGGGAAGAAAAACAAGUCUUCAGAGGCUGUGGACAUCAUCGUUCAAGGUAAGAGCUGCACAGCUCUCGAGGGUCCAGAACCCCCUGGGCAUGGAUGGAGUCUGCACUCAGACUGUGAAGAUGAGUGGAAAGGAGAUUCUGGAAUAUUCCACAGGCUUCUUUACAAGGGGUUCUGAGGGGUGUCAUUGACUCUGCACGAACAGAAGCCACAUUUCCUGCCCCAUAAGUACACCUGUCCCUCCUUGCCCCAGUCACACCACGCCCACAAUGUUAUGUGUCCCUAGAGUGCUAGCCCAUCUUCACUGCCCUCCUUUCCUCUCCAAGCCUCAAGUCUUAGCCAAGAACCAACCUGGUGGGCGCCCCUCACUGGCUCACAGAGAGGGCAUGGAAACUGGGUCCCGGUUCUGCUGCUCAUUAAUCAUGUAACAGUGCAUAAACCAUUAGUCUCUUUGAGUCUCAAGUUCCCCUUCUGUAACAAAGAUGAGUUGACGUUUAUCGGGCACCUUUCAGUGUGCUCGACACCCCGCUAAGUGCUUCUUUCCAUGCACCCAGUUUGACCAUCACAGUGACCCCCUCACCACAAUGUUAUGAGGUUAUAGGUAUUAUUGAGUCUACCUUACGGAUGAAGUAACUCUAACUGAGGGGAGAAUGGGGGGGCGCGUUAAUGUGUCUCUAAGAUCACACCAAAGAUUCAAAGACCUUUAUCUUUUUUUUAAGAUUUUAUUCAUUUAGGGGCGCCUGGGUG
Messenger RNA from Leptonychotes weddellii (Weddell seal), 1412 nucleotides. The record is from RefSeq and is a predicted model, not a curated record. Lineage: Eukaryota; Metazoa; Chordata; Mammalia; Carnivora; Phocidae.